Molecule: messenger RNA, 847 nt
Organism: Gracilinanus agilis (Agile Gracile Mouse Opossum)
Lineage: Eukaryota; Metazoa; Chordata; Mammalia; Didelphimorphia; Didelphidae
Product: chymotrypsinogen B-like
Exons: 7
Coding region: 1-789 (262 amino acids)
Biological process (GO): proteolysis
Molecular function (GO): serine-type endopeptidase activity
Source: RefSeq, a predicted model, not a curated record
AUGGCUUUCCUUCAGCUCUUCUCCUGCUUUGCCCUCAUUGCUGCAGCUUUGGGAUGUGGCGUCCCUGCCAUUGAGCCCAUGCUGUCUGGCCUGGCCAGAAUUGUCAAUGGUGAAGAUGCAGUUCCUGGUUCUUGGCCUUGGCAAGUGUCCCUGCAGAGAGGAGGUUCCCACUUCUGCGGGGGCUCCCUCAUCAGUGAGAACUGGGUGGUCACAGCUGCUCACUGUGGAGUCAAGACAACUGACAAGGUCGUUGCUGGAGAGUUUGACCUGCAGACUGAUGAUGGCAACACCCAGGUUCUGCAGAUUGCUGAGGUCUUCAAGAACAAAAAGUUUAACAUGAUCACUGUCAGUAAUGACAUCGCCCUGUUGAAGCUGGCUUCCCCUGCUCGACUCCUGGAGACUGUGUCCCCUGUUUGCCUGCCCAGUGCCAGUGAUGAUUUCCCUGCAGGCACCACCUGUGUCACUACUGGCUGGGGCAAGACCAAGUACAAUGCCCUCAGAGUCCCAGAUAAGCUGCAGCAGGCAGCUCUGCCCCUGGUGUCCACCGAAAAGUGCAAGGAGUUCUGGGGAAGCAAGAUCAAGGACACCAUGAUCUGCGCUGGAGCCAGUGGUGUUUCUUCCUGCAUGGGUGACUCUGGUGGCCCCCUGGUCUGCCUGAAAAAUGGUGCCUGGACCCUGACUGGUAUUGUCUCCUGGGGAAGUGGUACCUGCUCUACCACCACACCCGCUGUGUAUGCCCGGGUCACAGAGCUCCUCCCCUGGAUCGAGGAAACACUGGCCAACAACUGAGCUGCUCAGGGCAGAAGAAAACUUUUGUAACAAUCCCUUCCUCCCCACCUCCAAUAAA